This is a messenger RNA of Pseudomyrmex gracilis, 6371 nucleotides long. RefSeq names its product nuclear factor 1 B-type (gene NfI). Gene Ontology annotation, biological process: regulation of transcription by RNA polymerase II. The transcript has 13 exons. Gene Ontology annotation, cellular component: nucleus. Gene Ontology annotation, molecular function: DNA-binding transcription factor activity, RNA polymerase II-specific; RNA polymerase II cis-regulatory region sequence-specific DNA binding. Bases 1605 to 3650 code for a protein of 681 amino acids. NCBI's taxonomy places the organism in Eukaryota, Metazoa, Arthropoda, Insecta, Hymenoptera, Formicidae. The record is from RefSeq and is a predicted model, not a curated record.
CCGACGUUGUUUUAUCCGCGAGUUCCGCUCGUGGCGGACUGGGUCUCUCGCGCACGGAUCAUUUUCGGCGAGCGAAUCGCGAGAGAAAUCCGAGGAAUAGCGCCCCUCCUGCGUAAUCGCGCGUUUUCGCACGCCGACGAGACGAGAACGCGCGACAAGUGUGAUACUUCGGUUCGCGCUUAGAAAGAAGAGGAAGUAAAUCGUUAUCGCGCGCGCCAAUCGUGCCAGCGUUUUACAAAAAAGUGCUCCCUCAAAAACUCCGAAACUCCAGGUCUCUCUUUCUCUCUCUCUCUCUUUGCUCACGGCAAAGGCUUGAGCGCCGCAAUGGCGGAGGAGCGGCACGGCAACGUUCCUCUUCUUUAAAAAAGAAUUUUUUUCUCUGCGAGAGACUUACGCACACAUGUUAAAUCGUUUAGGUUUUUCGAGCCACAUGUUUGACCAAGUACGGAUUCGUUCCACUGGUCUCGCCGCGCGAGCUCGCCCAGAAAACCGAAGACGAGCGUGUUAACUUUGCGUUAACUUUAUUACGUUUCUCGUUUUUUACGUCUUCCACGUCUUAAGCGUGUCAGAACAAUGUGCAAUGUGUUGUUCACCGUAGAGGUACUACUGUGGCGGCCGAAGUGAUCUCGGUGUGGUCCCACUAUAUAUUUGUAUCACCAUUUAUAUAUUCGUUGCCGUACGUAAUAGAGACCGAGAAUCGCGCGCGAAUUUCGACCAACAACGUUUUCUACGUACAGUUUUCCCAAAAAUUAGCCGAUAGCCGGGUGUUAAAUCGAGAUGCUUUGUCGGUUGUGACUCGUGGACCUUUUCGAAUGAGUUCGCGCCACGCAAUAUUGCGCGAGUAAGUACAGAAGAGGAAGAGGAGGUGGAGGAGAAAGAGGAGGAGGAGGAGAAGGUGGAGGAGACGGUAGUGGCGGAAGAGAAGAAGGAGGAGUUGACGGACUCUAAUUUGAGUUCGCGAAUCGCUCGUACCUGACAAUGGAAUACCGAGAAAGAAUGUGGUUGAUCGCUCGGUAAACCGCGCUCCACGUGGUAGGUGUUCGUGAAAGUUACGCGCCAAUAUCGCACGAUUAAUAGAACACGGGGAGAGAAUAUACGGACGCGCAGAGAGCGGAGGCGCAGUGCCGCGAGCAAGAUUCCUGGCAGCGGACUUGUGAGACGCUGUGUGAUUGUUGUCGCAAAAGUGUGAAGAUAAAUACGUUGUAUCUUCCCGGGGGAGAAAGAACAAAAACGAGAAAUAGAGCAAGCACGUGAGAGAGGGUUAAAGAGAGUGCGCGAGCGCGAGAACUAAAAAGUUUUAUACCGGAGGGUUGUUGACUCGUGCUUGCUCGAGUCGAGUAACACGAGUCUCUCCGUGUAUAAGCGCGAAAUCGCGAAAGGAAGGUGGAGCGAAGUCACUCUCUCGUCGUCUACGGGAACAAAUCCCCGAAAAUAUCGGUAACAGAUGAGGCCGCGAGCGAUCCGCAACUGUGGAGCGAAGGAGUAUCGAGGUCUCCGUAAUCGUUACUGCGAGAAUCGCUGUUUCUGACAGCCGGACGCUGACAAGAAGGACGGACUGACGGUAGUGCGCUACACACAGCAGCUGCAGUGUUUGCGAAUACUCGAUGGAUGAGUUCCAUCCAUUUAUUGAGGCUCUUCUACCGUUCGUGAAAUCUUUCUCGUACACAUGGUUCAAUCUACAAGCUGCCAAGAGACGAUACUAUAAGAAACACGAAAAGCGGAUGAGCUUAGAAGAGGAACGUCAGUGUAAGGAGGAACUCCAGAACGAGAAGUUGGAAGUAAAACAGAAAUGGGCCUCGCGGCUUCUUGGAAAGUUACGGAAGGAUAUCACGCAAGAAUACAGGGAGGACUUUGUACUGAGUAUCACGGGAAAGAGACCAGCGAUGUGUGUUCUAAGUAAUCCCGAUCAGAAGGGAAAGAUGCGCCGAAUCGAUUGUCUUCGGCAAGCGGACAAGGUAUGGAGGUUGGACCUAGUUAUGGUGAUCCUUUUUAAAGCAAUUCCAUUGGAAUCGACGGACGGAGAACGGCUAGAGAAGACUGCGGAAUGCGCGCAGCCGGGCCUCUGCGUCAAUCCUUAUCACAUCAACGUUUCCGUCCGGGAACUAGAUCUCUAUCUCGCCAAUUUUAUCACGAGUCACGAAGUUCUAAAUGGUAUCUGCAACGCCAACAAGGAGGAGGACAGACGACGAAAAGGUACAGGAUACCACGAACUAUAUAACGGUGUUAUCUGCAAUGACACGAUUCUUGCGACAGGUGUCUUCAGCUCCAAAGAGCUCUGGAUGCUUUCAAAAGCGUCCAUACUGCAUGACCUCAGCGACAUGCAGCCUCAAAUAAACGCGAUCAAAAUAGAGCACCCGCCGUACUACUGCAGCAGCUACACCCCUCCAUCCGCAGCCACGACCGCGGAUCACGUUCAGCCGGCGGCUAGCUUCAGCCCACCACCGGUUCAUCAACUGAUAAGGAACGAUAAGACUGAAAAGCCGCCGACAGUCUCGGUUUCAAACGCGCCGACGUUCUCGUCGGUGCUCAGGCCAGAAGACGGACAUCGCGGAAUAGAAUCGCCGCAUUCGCAAACGGGAUUGCAUUCACCUCAUGAAGGACUAACCGGUGGUUCCGGUCAAAGUAUGUCUGGACUCGCUUAUUACCAGCCAGAACAUCCCGGCUCUACGGGGGUGGUAAAGUAUCCGGAAAACGGACACGACACACUUUCGGAUUUUGUGACGUUUGUCUGCCAGGAAGCCGAGAACACUCAGCAACUAUCCCAGACACAGCUAACCGGACCGCGCACCGGUAUACAAAAGUUUCCACAGUAUUAUCCAAGUUCGAUGUUGCCACCGCCACCCCCUGCUCCGAUGGCCAGACCGGUGGCGAUAAUUCGAUCAACAGGCGAGCUGGCAGCGACAACCGCCAAUUCUCCACCGACGUCCUCCACAUCGCCGACGGAUCCAUCCGAGCUCGGUCCUAACCAGGAACAGAUGACUGCCGCGGCGGCAGUCGGUCUCGUUGGUUCCGCCUGCCAGAAUUCUGUCGAAUCCGCUGGACGGAAGAGUCCCGCCAGAAUACUCGUUACACCGCACACGAGCAGAGAAUACACGUUCGCUCACUUUCAUUCACAACCCGGACAGCAAAUCUUCACGUAUCCGACCAUUAGCUCGAUGUCCGGCGUAAUUUCGCCGACUAAUCUAUCUUUGUUUUCGUCUCCUGUCUCCGUUACGAGACCGGUCGCCACUCAAAGAUCAGUCUCGAAUGUUCCACCACGUUGGAAUACCGCACCGUUUAUUAAUUUGGAAGACGACUACAAUAUGAUCGCGCCGAUCAUCGCUGGGACCACCAGCGAGACACCAGCUGCUAUGGAUGAAGAACGAUAUUUUCAUCCAGUGCACACGAGUGGCGUAGUGGACAAAAAUGGCAGUAAUCUAAUAGGAAAUGAACUCGGCGUGAACACAGAUCCUACGUCCCAUCAUCACCAACAACAACAACAACAUCAGCAGCAACAUCAGCAACAACAGCAGCAGCAGCAACAACAACAACACCAGCAACAACACCAACCACAGCCCCAACCACAACAACAACCACAACAGCAACCAUCUUCGCAACAACAGCAGCAAGUAAUGGGGGACAAAUCCGGCGGACCGAAAUCUCCUCCGUGACAGUGGAGUCUGAAAACGGAGAGUCUCUCGAGACUCGCGAACUCGCCGCGUUUGUCGGGAUCGGUACUCAGCAUCACGUGUAACAACGAUUAUUCGGAAGCCAAGACCGAAACCGAAUUCGGGAGUGAGCGCCAGGCAGCCAUGCCUAUUCAAUUACGUGAUUUAAACUUACGGAGAAUAGAAUACUUAAGAGUUCGAUCUUAAUUAACCUAUUACGAAGCAAUAAUAUAAGAGAAACGCUUUCCGAGAUAUGUAGGUAAUCGAGGAAGGAGCAGAAGUCCGUUUAUUCAUAUUUAUUGAAGUAAAAAUUGAUAUUACAUGAGGUUUCAUAUUACGACUAUAGCCAAGUACAUAGUUUUUCUAUAUAGCACGGUUAUAUCGCGGUAGAGAAUUUAUGCGACGCUCAGAAUAGCCGUUAAGAUAACGUCGUGCAUGCCUUAUCCUGCUCGAGAACAGAAAAAAAAAUUGUCGACACACACGGUGCUGUACAACAAAACGGAAAACUAGGAUCUAAGGUAUUUAGAUAAAAUACAAUACGUAUAAUUUCAAGCAAAGUUAAUUAACGCGUAGUCGAACGCAAUGUAAUUAAUACAUAAUGUAUUAAUAUUACCUAGCCUGUUACCAACUACGCAAAACUGCGUUUGUAUCGAUCGGAUACACACGAUCUAGAAUGUUCUAAAUUUUCGUUUUCUGUCUGUUUGUCUUUUUUCUGUUUCUUCUUUUUCUCUCUCUUCCUCUCUCUCUUUCUCUCUCCCCUUAUCUAUUUCUCUAUCUAUCUAUCUAUCCAUCUGUCUCAUUAUUUUUUUCACUAUCUUAAAAUACAAGCAAAAGUAAAAUGAAUUUUCUCAUCACAAUCCUUUCGAGGUUUGCAGUUACAUAGCUGUAGCAAUAUUCUUCUUCCUAGUGUAUUAUAAUACAAAAAGAUUCUCGUUAUUUUCGUAGUAAACUUUUCGUAUAUGUUAAGUUAAGAGAUAUAUACGUAAACGUGUUUUCUUUUUAAUAUAAAUGCAAAUUCGUAAUAUCUUGUACAAAUAAUUCUUAGCCAAUAUGUAACCGACGGAGCAAUAACGAUACGAACAAGCGGACAGUUACUUCAAGCACAUAAAAAAAAGUGAUAAAAAUAAUUCUCUCCUCAUCGUCCUACGAAAAGUUUUUCGGAAGAUCCGCAUUCUUAUUGCAACCGGUGUUUUUUACAUCUUACAUUGACGUUCGUUUCUUUGCUGAGAAUAAAUUAUUCUUUCGUACUUAUUCCAAGUCACGUUGGAUUUUUGAAGUAUACGAGUUUGUAAAAUGUAUUUGUAUUAUAUAUAUAUAUAUAUAUAGAAUCGUGAAUUUAUAUAGAUUUAUGUAGCGCAUUGAACCUGAUUUACGAUUUUAUUCGUAUAUAAAAUUUCAAUUUUGGAUCGAACAAGAGCGCGUGUAAAAUUUGUUAUCUUAUGUAUUGCAGAGAGAUAUGUAAAUAUACAAAUAUAUAAUUUGUUAGAUGUGUACAUGGCUUGGCGACACGUGUAUUAGAUCAUAUAUUGAAUAAUUGUUACAUGUAUGUAAUUUUUUGUGCCAAUGAAACAGCAUAUGUGUGCGCCAUUCUUUUUUAGCAAUGUUAUUAAUGAAUUGCAAAACUUUCUGAUUCAAAAUAACGCGCGAGGAAAAAUCUGUUUCAAAAAGCGAACUACUUUAUUUCAAAGAUAGAGAUCUGUCAAAUGCAGAUUUGCAUAAUUGCGAACAAAAGAGAUACGCGAUAAUAAAACGUAGCGUCAUUGCGUAACGCUCAGGUUAACGUUAAUAUUAGGAACAAAAAAACUAGUGAGAACUAGUCAUUCGAGGCUGCUAAUUAGAGACGGAUAUAAUUAGAGAUGGAUAACUAAUACGGUUUAUCGGAUAAAAUAUAAGCGCUUAAUUAUUUAAAUAUAUUAUUGAGAUGUUAUAUAUAUUAUAUUAUAAAGGUAAUGAUACAUAUAAAUAUAGGAAGUAGUCUUGCGUGAAUAAACAUCCAAGUAUGAUUACGCUACGAACAAAGUCCGAACUUUGUACAAAGUUUUUCACCAACAAUAUAUUUAAAUUAUUGCUACAAGGAAUUACACUGCUACUUAGAACUUAUUUAAAACACAUAAUCGCGGUUGAAAUUAUAUAUAUAUAUAUAAAUUUAUAAUUUCUUUUAUUUAUCUCAUUUGCUCACAAGCAAAACACUUCUUAUAAAUUCGGAAAAGAUUAAAAAAAAGAGUGUCUUUUAAUUUCUAUAAAAUUUCUCUCCUUUUAUGUGUGCGAAUACAAUGCUGAGAGAUAUUUUUAGACGCUUCGUUAUCAUCCGUAACCGCAGGAAUGUAGAUAGUGAGAAUAUUUGAUUUACACAAAGAGAAUUUAAGAAAAUGUAUUAUCUACGUAACAAAAAAAUAGUCAUUUGUUUCUUGACUUCCUUUGUCUUUUGAACGUUUAAAAUUCGGCAAAUAUAUUUAUUGGCGGUGGGGAGAGACAAAUCAAGUUUUAAACAAUUAUUUUUCAAACAAAAAAUUUUUGCGUUUGAAAAUAUCAGCAAAAUAUUUAAUUAAGUCAAAAGUCUCUUAACACUUAUAUCUUAUUAUCUUCAAAUUGAUUUUGUUAUACUUGACGUACAGCAUUAUGUUUUAUUUCCAAAAGCACAUGGACAUUGUGUCGCGUAAGAUAGACUUAUAUAAACACGAAACACUUGUUAAUGCAGUUACAAUAAAUAACUUCAUCUCUCUA